AUGGCUUCACAAGACGACAAUGACACCCAACCCUUGGCUAUUGUUGACUCGCAUAUCCACCUCUACGCAGCUUCUCACAUUCCGUCGUUGAACUGGACAGCUGACCUUCCCAAGGAUCACCGCCUGAACAGACAGAACUCUGUGGACCAGUACCGAGCAGCUACCGCGCAACACUCGGACCGCCUUCUUGGUUUUGUGUUUCUCGAGACAGACCGGAAGUCCGGCCUCGAGGAGACUCAGUGGACAGACGCUCUCGAAGAAGUUGAAUUCUUGCUGAGGAUCGCACGAGGUACACCGCGUGAAGGGGAAGGCCACCGUCCCGAGGAUGGCAAGCUGGUUCUCGGAAUCGUCCCAUGGGCUCCUGUGCCAGCUGGCGAAAAGGAGUUGCGAAAUUACGUGCAACGCGUUCGACAGCGCGCGGGGGACGAGUGGCGUCUCAUAAAAGGCUUCCGGUACCUAGUCCAGGACAAGCCGAAAGGCGUCAUGCUCGACCCGCAGUUCAUCGAAGGGUUGCAAUGGCUAGGUAGUCAGAAUCUCACCUUUGACUUGGGCGUCGAUGCACGGUCGGGAGGACUCGGCCAACUCGAAGAGGCAUGCGAAAUGAUGGACCGUAUCUACUACGCCCUCGGCAGCUCAAGCACAGUCAGAAUCAUCAUCAACCACUUCUGCAAGCCCAACUUGCGACUUUCCCCUGCAGAAGCACUGGCAGGGCAUCCGGACUUUGCGAAAUGGUCCGAGUGCAUCGAGCGAAUGGCAUGUCAUCGGCACACGUACAUGAAACUUUCGGGAUUCUUCUCCGAACUGCCAGCGCAAGAGGAGAACCACCCAGCAGACAUCGGUGCAUUAGCGGCACGCACGAAGCCCUGGGUCGACACCGUUUUCAGAGCUUUUGGCCCUUCACGAAUCAUGUUCGGCUCCGACUGGCCAGUGUGCAACGUUGGGGGUCCCGGCAUCGCGAAGUCAUGGCAUCAUUGGCACGAUCUCGUGGACGAGAUUCUCAGAGCGCAAAGCCUGAAGCGCGAUGAAAAGGCGCGAGUAUGGUCCGGCACGGCCGUGGCGGCGUAUAACAUCCGUCUCUAA
Molecule: messenger RNA, 1080 nt
Organism: Cladophialophora yegresii CBS 114405
Lineage: Eukaryota; Fungi; Ascomycota; Eurotiomycetes; Chaetothyriales; Herpotrichiellaceae
Exons: 1
Coding region: 1-1080 (359 amino acids)
Molecular function (GO): hydrolase activity
Source: RefSeq, a predicted model, not a curated record